Messenger RNA from Nicrophorus vespilloides, 1776 nucleotides. RefSeq names its product paxillin. Lineage: Eukaryota; Metazoa; Arthropoda; Insecta; Coleoptera; Silphidae. The transcript is spliced from 7 exons. The record is from RefSeq and is a predicted model, not a curated record. Gene Ontology annotation, biological process: cell-cell adhesion; cell-cell junction organization; actin cytoskeleton organization. Gene Ontology annotation, cellular component: cytoplasm; Z disc; filamentous actin. The coding region runs from base 113 to 1594 and encodes 493 amino acids. Gene Ontology annotation, molecular function: actin binding; muscle alpha-actinin binding.
UGACUCAUCCGGCAGUGUCGACCCGCCGCGGGAUAAUAGUUCCGAAUUAUUAUUUUUUUGUUUUUGCUACUGAUUUUAUAUUUUUGUUCAAUCUUCGAAAUUGUAUAACGUUAUGAUGGUGAACCGCACGCCGAGCCCAAAAACGGUAACGUUCCGUGAAACCGGAAGCGAAACAGAGCGGAAGCGUGAAUGGGACAAAUACCUGAACGCACUCCUGGCGGACCUGCAGAACACGGUGGCACCCAGUUCGACGGUUGCUGGCUCAAGUUCCCCUGGUUACGGCUCUUUGAAGCAUCCGCGCAGCUCACCUUCAGCAGCCGCGACUCCUCCACCGACGCCACCUUCGGCACCGACUGCCGCCUCCUACGAGAUUCGCCACGACACGUACGCAACGAAAACGGGAACGUACGGAAGGACGCAGCCAACAUCCGGCGGUCGUAGCCCUGUCGUGCCGCCGAAGAAACCCUUCAGCAACAACCUGUCGGAGUUGGACAGUCUUUUGCAGGAUCUGAGCACCGCCAACGAGUCCAGCGGAAACGCAAUGUCAGCGAACAUCAUCUACGCCAAUCAGACCGUCGGAAGUAACGGUUCGGCUAUGAAUGGGCACGAGGGUGGUUCCGGUGGUGACAGCCCCGCCGCCGCUUACACAUCUAGGCCGAGCUCUCAGACCGCCAACCGUCCCACAGUUGACAGCCUCCUGGACGAACUCAACGCCGGCGAAGUGUUCUACCAAGGGCCUAGGAAGGUUACGAUCACCGUGAAGGAGACGAAAACGGAGGCCGGUUAUCCUGGAGAGACGGAGCUGGUCACGCGACACGUGUCUCAGGUGCGUUCGACGCCGCCACCGGCCGCCUCCAACGCCACUAGAGAACUGGAUGACCUGAUGGACACCCUAUCCGAGAUCAAGGUGAGUAAGCAGACGGUGUCCGAUUCGGUGUACGCGCGUCCGGAGAAGGCGGCCGCUCAGAAACAGAACUUGGAUCAUAUGCUAGGAAAUUUACAAGCGGAUAUGAGUCGUCAAGGAGUUAACACUAGCCAGAAGGGAUGCUGCAGCGCUUGCGAGAAGCCGAUCGUGGGGCAGGUCAUCACCGCUUUGGGUAAAACCUGGCACCCUGAGCACUUCACCUGCUCUCACUGCACGCAGGAGUUGGGAACGAGGAACUUCUUUGAGCGCGAUGGAAAGCCGUACUGCGAGAACGAUUACCACAACCUGUUCAGCCCCAGGUGCGCCUACUGCAACGGACCCAUUUUGGACAAAUGCGUGACCGCCUUAGAGAAGACCUGGCACAUGGAGCACUUCUUCUGCGCGCAAUGCGGCAAGCAGUUUGGAGAUGAAGGUUUCCACGAGCGCGAGGGAAAGCCCUACUGCCGGGACGACUACUUCGACAUGUUCGCACCAAAGUGCGGAGCAUGCAACAGGGCUAUCAUGGAGAACUACAUCUCGGCCCUCAACGCCCAAUGGCAUCCCGAUUGUUUCGUCUGCAGGGAUUGCAAGCAAGCCGUGCAAGGAAAAUCCUUCUACGCCGUCGAGGGAAAACCCGUCUGUCCCAAGUGCAUCGGAGUCGACGAGGAAGAGGAGGAGGAGGAAGAAUAGACAAUUCCCUCCUUCUCGUCAUCAUCUCAUGCAAUUCGAUAUGAAUGAAUGAUAGAAAAUCCGCAGAGCAAAUCUAAAAACAACCGCCAAUUAAUAAAAUGAACCAAAAACUAUAAUUCAAUUGGAGAAAGAAAUGUUAAACACGCACGUCAGAGGAGAGGCGACUUUUGAUAAAAAAAAAA